GUUGAGUCAUCUGAUCUGAACUUUAUAAAUAUUUUAUUUUAAGUCACAGAAGAGGCCCUUUAACCAAAGGUUAACAAACUAUAAAUCUAUGUCGCCUAAUAAAGGUACCAAAUACGGUGUAAUGAACUUUAAUGUUGUGAAAAUAUGGUGGUAAUGAAGUAUUAAUCUACCCUUAAGUUAGAUUGUUAUUAUUAUUGUAGUUACCCUAAUUCUUUUAGUAAUAAAAACUAGUAAAAACUAAUUACCUAAAAUAAUAAAGGCGAAUGAAUAGUAUAGUAAAAAUAGCCUAACACUGAACGAUUUUUAAUAUUAAAUUAAUUACUAUUACUAUUAUUAUUUUAGUAUUACUAAUUAUAAUUAUUAUUACUACAUCAAUUUUCUAUUAUUUCUAUACUUAACACUAUAAACUGUACUGUACUGAAUUAUUAUUAAAUUAUUAUAUUAUUACUAUUGACAAUACUAUUGACUAUACUAUAUAUGUCUAUUGAUAUUGAACAGUUUAUUAUAUCAAUGAAAAUGAGUAAGAACUAUGAUUCGUAUAAAUUAUGAUUUGUAUAAAUUUAUUAAAUUAUAAUUUAAAAAGUCUGAAUCUCCCCGCCUAAGUUAACUAAAUAACUUAGGUAGGGGUAUACGGUAUAGCGGAUAGCCCAGGCCAGUGGUCGGCAAACUCAUUACAAAAGAGCCAAAAAUCUGCAGCAGGAUGAUUAAAAAUUUUUGAGAGCAAGAUUUCUUUUCAAGAACCUGUGACUGUCAAGAACCAUGUUUUUCUGAGUCAAAACCGAUUUUUGGCCGACUGGCCAAGCCGCACUCAGGUCACUAAAGAGCCACAUGCGGCUUGCGAGCCGCAGUUUGCCCACCAUUGGCCUAGGCUGCCCCGGCCUAAGAUGAUUUACUAAAUUAUACUUAGUCUCAGUAUUUAAAGUAAUAGGCAAUAAAUUUCUUUUUGUUGUUAAUUACAAAGUAGACCUUCGGAUAUUUCAAUCAAUAAUAGAUACCGGGAUAGAAAUUUUUAAAAUUAAAUGAAUUAUCAUUUAUUAAAUUAAUAUUUAGUUAAUUUAGGCUUAUUCAAUUUGUUUAUUUUAAAUCUACAAUCACAAUGGGCCUGCACGAUAAUUAUGUUAAUGAAAAUAUAGGUAAAUUUGGAUUAAACAGUACUUGGUAACCGGAGAAACAUCUGUCACUGUCCUAAGCUAAGAGUACUAAGACUACCAUAAAUAUUAUUGCUACACAAUAUUAUCUUUUCAUGCUUUAUGCCAUGGAAUACAUGAAUGAAUAAAUACAUGAAUGAAUAAACAGUUAAAGUAGGCCUAUGAGCUAACCUAUGAAUUUAGAAAUUAAAGUUUUAAAUUGGAAGACUUUAUUUUUGUAUUUUAAAAAAAAAGAAAUGAAAAAGUCCCAAAAGAAAUGUUAAGCAUUAAAUAUAUCCCUCUGCCUUCAAAUUUUCAUUAUAUCCCUCUGCCUUCAAAUUUUCAUAAGCAUUAGAAAUAUUGUUGAUAAUUAGCCAUCAAAUCAUCACAUAAUUUGUUAGUAUUUUACCUGUAUUAAAUAUAAUUAAAUUUAUUGUUUGCAGACUGCUUUUGCUGUAAGCUUGUAGUACAACUGAAAGUCAGCGCCUCAUCACCUUUUUUUUCUUUCUGAAAAUUUGAGUGAUUCUUCUGAAAUAUGUAGAACAUCCACUUAAAGUACACUCUUACGGAAAAGGGAUGAUGACUUUUUUCAUUUUAGAUUCCACCUCAUAAAUUGUGUCUUCUGUGAGAUAUUGUGUAUGUGCAAUUUUUAAAAAUGAGUUUUGAAGUGGAAGAAAUUCAAGUGAUUGAGCUUAAGAUGAUGGACAAACGGAAAUAUUUCCCAUUAACCCUUGCCAGUGGGCUGACCAUUCGAAGUAUGUUAUAUCCAUUCAUGCUCAUCAAGACAAGAUUACAGAUACAGAAGGGGAAAUCAGUUUACAAAGGAACAUUUGAUGCAUUUUUGAAAAUUUCUGUAAAUGAAGGAAGAUCUGGACUCUACAGAGGGUUCUGGGUAUGUCAUCCAGUUGUCCCUGUCAAAAUUAUGUAGAUAUAAUAAUAAUAAAAAUAAUAAGAGGUCUUAUAUAGCGCGGUACCCCAGCCUAGGGCUGGGCUCACCGUGCUGUACAUAAAAAUUUUAUCAAAAGAGACAUAAUCAUGACAAUAAAAUAAAAUACAUUUAUGAAAUAAAGAACAGCAAUGUAUAUUCACCCACCCUACCACAUAACUUUUACAAGGCAAACCAUUGACGGCUACCAGCAAGAUCGUUUUUCGGUCAGAGGAGGGGAAUCAGUCAUGGUAGUAUUAUUUAAAAAUAUAUGUUUUGAGUACAUAUGACAAUACACCUAAGUACAUUACGGUAGUGGCAUGAAAUUUGAUUAAUAUUUAUAUAAAUAAACUUGCAAGGCUUCUUUAUUAUUCAGAAUAGUUGGCUCAUUAUUUAUCAUUUUCAAAUAACUCAAUCUAAAAUUUAUUUAUUACCCAUAUGAGUUUUCAAAGUCUUUAAAUUGCUGGUUUUCAAAUAUUUUGCAUUUAUGUCCUGCAUUUAGUGGUAGAGCUUGAUUUUGUUUGUUAAUUAUGGGUUUUAAAUCAAACUACUAAAUUCACUGAAUGAAGAUAGCAACUUACACUAUGUUCUCCGUAUAAAAUCAUCUUUGUUAUUGUUUUUGAAUUUUCUUCAUUUUUUAAAAAACAUUUUUUACCAGGUGUCGUGUUUGCAACUAUUUCCAUCCAUGGCCUACAUCUCAACAUAUGAGGGGACAAGACACUAUUUAUCUGAAUAUGUAGGAAUAAAAGAAAACGGCAUUCGGUCUUUUGUAGGUAAGCAAUAUUAUGAAAGUAAUCAUUCUUUUUCUGGGGAAGGGGAUGGUUGGGGGGGGGGGGUCUAAAGUAAUAAUAAUAAUAAAGUUCAUUUAAAAAAACAUGGUUCAUCCCUAAUUAAGGCUCGAAGUGCAAUACAAUACAAAACACAACAAUACAAAAUCAAAAUACAAGCUAACAUACAUCGAGGAAUAUGAGCAAGUAAAUUAAAAAGUAUUUAUUUCUGACCUUCUGUUAGCUACUAAUAGACAAUUCUUUGAGAAAAUUUAAGAAGAAGAGUUUGCCUAUGUGCUCUUAACCAAGCUGUUCGACCAUUUGUUAAUAAAUACCCAGUAUAAAAGGAAAAGUUUGUCUUUGUUCUACAAGAAACACCAAUGCAUGUGUUGUUUUUUUUGUUGUUUGCUUUAUUGGAGGGGAACCUUCCGUCUCAAGUUAGUAUUCAAUAUUUUGUUACAACUCAUUUUCUUUUUCUUUUUUUUUCCAUUGUUGUUUAUUUAAGAUUUAACUGCAGAGCAUGUUAUAAAAGAAAAAAGUCAGUACCGGUAGUACAAAGUUAAUAAUUUUUUCCCCACAGGAGGUGGCCUGGCUUCCUUGACCGGUCAAACGUUGGCAGUACCAAUAGACAUCAUAACACAACAUCUCAUGCUCAUGGGAAAGAGAGAGAAAUCAAAAAGUAUGUUAUCGUAAAAUUGUUUUAAAAUGCUAAAAGAUAAUUUUAACUUUCAAUGAAAGGGUGCUGUCACUUUACAAUGAAGAUAUCAUGAGUCCUCAUUCUCUAUAAAUAAUCUCUGAAAUAAGUAGCAUAAUUAUGGUUAACCAAUUUAAAGAAAAAAUCAAGGCUACAUUUCGUAAACGGGUUUUAAAAAUGAAUAGUUUUUAAGACAUGUUCAUUACUUGGUUAGCAGCAUCACUAAUAGAAGGAUGUCACGUGCCUUAUAGGAAAAUGGUUUUAUACUAACUUAAAUAACUCUAAUAAUUAUAGAUGAUUUUAAUUUUGCACAAACAUUUCUGUACUUGUCACAAAUCCAAGUCUUCAUUAUAAUUACUGUUUCUUUAAAAAUAUAAUAACACAGGUUUUAUUAUGGUUUGAAUGCUGGAUACCAGCUACAUUAUUCUCAUAUGAAGGCUUAGUACCACCUGUAAAUAAUAAAAGGUAGAAUUAAUAAUAAACAAAAAAUACUUUAUAUUAACGGUAUUCUAAAGUUUAAAAAAAAAUUAUUAUUAUUAUUUGAUGUUGAUAUUUAAUGUUACAGACCCUGAUCCUCUAUCAACUGAGAAACGCGCCCAGAUAAAACUAUCAACACUUCAACACAUUCAGAUAUCAGAGUCGGCAUCAAAGUCCAGAUUUGGUGCUGUCCAAGCUAUUGUCCAUGCUGUCUACAAGAGAGAUGGACUUUUAGGUUUCUACAAGGGCUACUUUGUCUCUCUGGCUUGUUUUGCACCAAACAGUGCACUUUGGUGGUUUUUCUAUGAUUCAUACUCAGGUAGAUAAUUGUUUUAAUUGUGUUCUAUAUUUUAUGUUCUAUUAUGUAGAUAAUUGUUUAAAUAGUUUUCUAUAUUUUAUUUUAUGUUCUUUUUCUCGUUCUGAACCUUCUCAACUGGUAAGAUUCCUCCAUUUUCUGAAUUGACAUGCUUUGUGCAAAUAUGGCUCAGUACUUCAAAUGUCAACUUUGGUCAACUUUAAGGCUGUCUAUUUGACUGGUUGGGGGGUGGGGGGGUGGGGGGGGUGGACGGACGACGACCCUUGACAAAUGCAAAACUGCUAGCUACGUUCUUUUCAUAGAGAUUUACUCUGGAAUGCAUUUAAUUCUAAAACGUGGGCUUUGAUGCUUAUGUUGACCAGUGCCUUAGUUUCACUUAUCAUAAUUUUGUUUUGUUGCGUUUUUUCAAACAUUUUGUUAUUAUUAUUAAAGUGGUCUUAUAUAGCCUAGGGCUGGGCUCACUGGGCUUCACAUAAAAUUGGCAAAAGGAAAAAUGUAGAAAAUUAACAUGACAUUAAAAUACAGUUGCGCAAAAUUAUUCCCAAUAUAGAAAUAAUGAGACGACAAUCAGUCAAACACAUAUAAAGUUGCAUUUAAUCAGGAGCUUGAGCCUAUACGUGCCUGCAAGGCGUAGCCUCGAUCUCUAGAUAGAUCUUAGCCUCCCCAAUUGAUUUUAUAUAAUUAUAACAAUAUUUAUUCAACACUUUCCUAUUUUUUAGCGAUUAGUGAGUCAGACAUCUUUUUGCUAACCGGAAGAAUAUUACCCAACACACUAUAACUACUUGCUAAACGUCUGCAAAAAUCAAGUACUUAAUAAAUAUUGCUGUUACCCACUGCCUCCUAUGGGGAGAAAUUAAUCUCUUAUUUUAAGUCUAUGGCUCGUUUUAAACAGUGCAUAACAAAGGACGAUACCAUAUGAGGAAUACAAUAGCAAAAUUACAACACUCAAAACAGUUGCUAAUUACAAUUAAUAAGAUUUAUUUAAGUAUAAAUAUAAUUACAAAAUAAAAGAAACAUAAUUAAAAAUUCAUCAACUUACAGAGUAUGGGAAGUCUUGUACCGGUACACAGUUAAUACAAUGUGCCUAAAAUAAAGUACAAUGAUGAAAUACGAAUUAACACAUAUAUAAGUAAAUAAUAAUAAAAAUAAUAAAGUUCAUUUCAAAAACACGCUUCAUCCCCAAAGGCUCGAAGCGCGGUACAAAGUCAACAAAAUACAAAUCUAUAAUUUACCACAUUUAAAACAAACGCAACACUACAAAAACUAAUUACUAGCAUAAAAUACAAAUAGGGAACAACUCACGCUUGUCUCGUGAAGUCAAAAUAUUAUCUCCUGAAUCUCUGUCCCUUAAGGUUCUCUGAACCCCUUAUAUAUGCAGUGUAAGACGCAUUCCAGAAAUGCCUUACACAUAGCUUACCUUUCUAGUCCACUCCCGAACUUUCCACAAAAUGUUUUGAGAACAGAUUAAUUAUGUUUAAUUGGUAGCUGUAGUAAACACGCCAAAUUGAAACGGAAUAGACCACGCCCAAUACGAACGCAGCCUAAUUUUGUGGUCAAACAGAGUUCACCGCACGGGGACAGUGAUGUAAAUACGUCUUCUACAUAACAGUUGUAAUCAAAUUAUUAUUAUCAUGUUUUAUUAUAUUAGAUUAUUGUACAGGUCCCUUCUUACUUUGUUAUUAAAUUUUAAUUCCUUUAUGGCAAAACCAACCGUACACCUGUCAACAUUUAAUUUUAUUAGAAGUCUGCACAACAUACGGCCCACCAGCAUCCACUUUGCGGCCCCCGAAGUAACAACAUAUUCUUUUUUAUUAUUAUUUUCUUAAUAGCUUUCCCCUUGUCGUAUUUUCUUUCGUCCUGUACAAGUUUUUCAUAAAGUUUUAGUCUACGGCUCGCCUUACAUUUUGAGUUGUGCAGGCCUGAUUUAUUAUAUACUUUUUAAAGUUGAUGUUGCAUUGCAUCAAUAUCCUUGAUGAGAUUAUCAUUACCAGUCAGUCUAUCAGACUAAAACAUUUUUUAUUUUAACUGUGACCUCCAUCUUCCCUAUUAGAGCCUUUGCGGACCUUGUCAAGCUUUGGUUGCCCUCCCACAUUGCUUAGAACGCGCACAAAUAAAAUUCUCUGAGCGCAACACCACGAGUUUGCUAGCACAACCAGGCUGGCAUUUGCUUUAGAAGGACUGCUAGUUUUAUGAGUUCCAGUUUGCUCAUUAUCUUUCAUUUUGUAUUGUUUAGUUUGUUUAUGAAGGUUUUCAGUCUAAACAUUCUUUGUCCUGUAUUUUCUAAUUCUUCUUCUAUAUAUUUUGGGCCCUGGAUCAUUCUGGCUCCUAUUGAGACUUUCACAUUUGUAUUCUUUAUAUUAUCUGUCAUCAAACUAAAAUUUGUUCUAAGUGUUUGUUUUCUAUAGUAUAAAUUUAUAAGAUAUAAUUUUUUUUCUCCCCAGUUUUAUUUGCUAGCCUGACUCCCGUCUACAUUCCCCGUUUGGCCAUACAAGUUGUCGCGGCACCACUCAGUGGAAUAUCUGCAGCAUUAAUAACUAAUCCACUUGACGUUAUACGUGCCAGAAUUCAGGUAAAAGGGAUAUUUUUUAUACUUUUAAAUCUUAAUUUGAAUUUAAAGUUUGGAAUUUUCACUAUUGUACUCUUUCAUAUAAAAAUUGCUAUUUUAAUGAAGAAUAAGUCUCAAAACUAUCAGGUGACUUAAAAAUUAAUUUUUAAAGAUCAAAUCUUAUAUUAAUUUUAGAAAAAAAAUCUCUGGAUCUUAUUAAUUAAAAAAAUUCUUAUUUAAUGUUUCUAAUGUUGAUUGAUUUAAAACUGGAAGAGUAUGUUACUUUUAUUGCACUAUACCAUUCGCAAGUUAAAUUGAUUCAAUUUUUGAAAAAAAAAUUUUUUUAGCCCUUGACAAAUUAUCAUCAUCACAUCUUUUAGUUUCUCAAUUUAAAUUUCUGUUUGUCAUUGGCAUAACUGUAUAAUUUUUUUUUCCUAGGUUGAAGGAACCAAAUUUAAUGAAACUGUGAAUUUACUCUGGAAGGAAGAAGGAGUUUGGCUUGUCACCAAGGGGCUGUCUGCACGUCUAGUCCAAUCUGUGACAUUCUCUUUUUUCAUCAUCUUAGGCUAUGAAACAAUAAAAAGGUGGAGUGUUUUAGAGGAAUAUAAAGAAAAAAUAAGGUGGUAAAUCAACAAAUGUUCUAGACAAAUAAAAAAUAAAAAAUUCAUAUCACAAGUGCUUCUGAAUUUGUUAUUGAAUCACAAUAGUACUACAAAUAUUUUAUC
Molecule: messenger RNA, 7576 nt
Organism: Lymnaea stagnalis (great pond snail)
Lineage: Eukaryota; Metazoa; Mollusca; Gastropoda; Lymnaeidae
Source: the annotation of a GenBank genome assembly